UUAAUUUUAUGGCAGGUUUUUUUUCUCCACGCCUUCAAAUCUAAAUUAUGGUGCGUGGCUGACUGAAACUAGUAUUUAUCGGAAAAAGUUUGUGGUCAGAAGCAAGGUAGCUAAUGCCAGCUUUAAAAAACUUCCUAUAACAAAGUUUCUUAAAUAUAAUGGGUCGUAGCUGCACGGGGCUAUUUGAGAAUCGGCCAGAACCACCCUUGAUUUCCGUGGUGAUUGUCUGGGACCCUUGUUUACUAAGUAUCUCGGCGAAAUGGCGAGCCUGGAAACUGGAGACAGUGCAGUACUUUCGCUCCGAAACCAGUCGCUGAGGAGAUGGACCGAAGGAACGCGACAACACUGUACCGCGUGGACUGUGAACGCGCGCCGCAUCUCGUCGCUAAGUGACACGGGGACCUCGUGCGGUUCUCAAGGCAACCGCCGCCAAAUCAGUGCGACCACAAACCUAGAUUGGCGUCGUUUAACUUUUCAGUUUGACUAGUUAAAGGCUGUUAAUCCGCGGUACUUCUGCGAGAGUGUUCUUUGGGCCUCCGGGGAAACCAGCCGCAGUCAGCCCCUAACCGCGUGGGCCGAGAGGGACUCUGCAGCGUGCCCUCUCAUACCGGUUAUGUGAUCCACAUACACAUUUCAGCUUUGUCGCAGGGCUCUGCCGUAAGACAAACACCGGCCCGAUAAACGUGUGAGCGCACUCCCGACCACAGGCCGUCGACCAUGCGGCUGCUGCCGCAGCCCAGAGUGGGGGGGACUUUCUGGACUUGUGGGCCCUCCUGGACUGGCUGUCGGUAGGCAGCAGAAGCACCCCCUGCGUAGUGCUAAGACAUAGAUGUGAUAUGGAGGAAAGCGUGGGCAGCACCCCCUCUGCUCGUCUGGGAGCUGGCAGCUGGGAGGGGGAUGAGAGCCCUCCAGCGGACGAGGAUGACUUCUACAAGCUGAUGGAUGAGCACGGCAUCAUCGGGCUCGGGGAGCCAGAGGAGGAAGAACCCGUCUGGGAGCCUAAAGAUCAGCCCUCCCCCGACACUCUGGCCCUAGAGGAUCUGAGCCACCGUUUGAGGGAGCUGAUGGACUCCGAACCUCUGUCUCAGUCCCCCAAAGAGGACAGCCGUCCCCUGUCUAUCCAUGACCUGGAAAAAGCCGGGAACAGUGACAGUGUGGAAGAGGACACCUUCAGUGAGGAGGAAGAGGACCGUGGCGGAGUGGUACAGUGGUGGCAGGCGGAAUCCCAGCCUGAGCGAGACGGACAGCUGGAGGGGGUGGGGGUGGAGCCCGACAGAGACGUGGGGGUGUGGUCUGACCUGCCGCUGCCCAGAGAACAGGAGGAGUCAGAAAUAAGGAGUAGGUCAGUAGAGGGGAAGGGCAGCAGGGGGGGGUUAUGCCCAGUCCCCAGCCCUUCCGGGGGAGUCCGAGGGGGCAGCGGCACCCCCGACUCGGCAGUCCCGCCAGAGCAGUACCCAAAAGCAGGUCAGCUAAACCAACGGCCCAUGCGGUCCGAGGCUGACAGCUGGAACUGGUCUGGGCUAGUGCCCCCCUCGAACCCGAUGCCGGAUUCCGGGAGAGCAAAGCCGAAGCAGCUGCCCUGUGAGUUGCCGUGCCCUGCAGCCAGACAUCCUCCUGAAAGCAGCCAGGCGGUUCCCCGGCUGAAAGCCUGCCACCAUACAGCAAGAGCCUCCACAGAGCCAGUGGGCAACCCCAACCUGGAUGGCAGCAGGAGAGGACGGCUGAGUCACCCACUGCCAGAUUUCUCCAAAGUCCAGCCCAAGGUCCGCUUCCCAAAGACGGACUACAGGCCGCCCAGAAGUAAGGGCUCCUCCCUCUGCCGGACCCCAGGUCCCGGCCCCCCCGCCGCACUCAAGUCCCCCGCCGACAUUGUGAAGGAGGUUCUGAUGAGCGGCUCCGAGGGCCCCCACGCCGCCGGGUCCCCAUCUCACCCUGAGGCCAUCAUGCCUCCAGAAUUCGCUUCAGCUCAGCAGGCCCACGCUCUCAUGCACCAGCUCCAGGAGGACUACAACAAACUGCUCACCAAGUACGCAGAGGCAGAAAACACUAUAGACAGACUGCGUCUGAAGGCAAAGGUGAACCUGUACUCCGACCCCCCUGAGCCCAGGCAUCCUCUACACUUGGGCACCAUCAGCAUGGGUUCACAGGCGAUGAAGCUGACCUUUCCCCAAGCUCAGAGGGCUGAGCUUGGCCACACUGCCGGCCCAAUGCAUCUCUCAAUGCUCAAAUCAGACGGGACCGAUGGUGCUCUUUCCUCCUCCGAGGCCUCUCUCCCGUCCCGAAGCCUGGACCACCCAGCACGGCAGCUUCUGACCGAAUCUCUUAUGGACCAGUCUGACAGCUUCCGGAUGCAGGUUGACUGCUUUGAAGACUUUGUGAAGAAUGGAAAGCUGACACCCUUUCAGCAGAUGGAGGGCUUAUCGGACCUGGCCAGGGGGCUGGACGCCCUGGAGAGGGGUUACCUGCAGGCUCGGGGUGAGCACCGGGUCCUGCAGCAACACGGCAGGCAGCCUGCCGCCUUUGAUCCAGACAGGGAGCUAGAGGGGUGGAUCUUCCGUUUGGGGAUGCGUCUGGAGCAGCUGAGGGAACAGGUGGGGCAGCCUGCGCCACACCAGCCUCACCUCAGAUCCUCGUGUCCCCCACCUUCAGAACCUGAUCCUCUCUCGGCCCAGGACCACAGGGAAAGCCCCCCUCUUCUCCCCAAGACGCCCAUAUUCCCCAUGGAGGGCAGGGCCAUGAGCCCUUUGAGUGAGGAGGCGGAGCCACAGUCUGCUGCCCUCCAUCCCAAGCUGUGGAUGAAGCACCAGCAAGCAGAGUGUGAUCUCAGCAAGCUGUCGGACCAUUACCAGCUUUCCAAGGAGCUGCCUGGUCUGCUGGACCUAUGCCAAGAGUCUGAGGUCAGGGGCAGAGCUCUACUGCACCCUUCGGCUUUGGGGGCCGACCCGGCAUGCAGAGGAAAUGGCAGGGUGGCCAACCAGGAGAGCGAACAGAGUAUACCCUCAGUGCAGGUAAAAGAUACUGGGGGGGUACAGUCUGGUCUACCUCCUGCACACACCAGCAGGAGCCUGGAGAGCCACUUUCCACGGCCCCACCCUCACCCUCACCCCCACCCCCGGGGUGUGGACCAGCCCGGGGGCAUGGCCACCCAUGACAACAAGCUACAGAGUGGACAUGGAAAAGCAUCCCCUCUGGAUGGGAUCGUCUCACCAGAGACGGACAGUGGCUUUGUGGGCUCUGAGAGCAGCCGCCUGACCCGCGUAGUGCACAGUCCCCCCCAGCGGAUGUCGAGAGCGAGGCUUUCUCACCAUCUAGAAGAAGCAGGAACAAACGUGCAGCCAACCCCUGUUCAGCCCUCACUGGCCUCUGAUUCUACAAGACCAUCCUGCCCGGACCACACUGGAGGCUGUUGUCAUGCCCCGCCCUCAAGGGGGGAAAGCAGAGUACCCUUCCCCUGUCCCUCUAAACCCGACUCUCCCCAGCACUGGGACGGCAGUGGGAUAACAAUGACCUCUGGGAUCAACGAGUCUGACAUUCAGUCCACCCCCAGUGUGUGUGAGGAAGAGGAGAGCCAAGAGGUCCACACCUUGCAGCCGACUACUGAGCAGCUGUUUGGGCAGAGAAGCCCCUCCCCCACGGCAACGCAUCACCGUGUUGCUCCAAUCAGAGCGCAGCUGACUGACAAACAUGGGGCCAUGCAGUCCCUGCGAGUGGAGAUGAACACGCUGAGGGAGGGGCUGGAGGCCAGCCUCCGACAGGCCCCCACCCUCCUUCCUGCCUGGGUGGCACCCCCACGUCCUCCUAUCAGGUUUGCUAGAAGCCCAAAAGUCAGGGGAGGGGGUGAGCAGGUCAAACAGAGAACAGAGGAAGAAGACGGGUGGGAGGAGGAGUCACUAGGGCCUGCCUUCCAGAGAAGGUCUGCCUCCUGCUGGAGACCUAACCUUAGCAUCACCCCUGAUUCUGAGCAUUCUGAGAGAACCUCCAAGCCAAGGUCUUCCAGGAACAUCCCAGCAUCACCUGCAGCACAAGGAGUAAGGGGCCGGGCCCGAUCGGACCCCGUGCCAUGCAGAGGAUCCGGCCGGCUGUGUCACCUGACUCACUCCAGUGGUUCUGAUGAACCCGAGAGGCGAGAAAGCAAAAGCUGUGCCAGGCCACCAUCUCGGUCACACCUGAACGGGGCCAUAGGGGGCGCCGUCCACUCAUCACGCUGUCCUCUGUGCAGUGCUCCUGAACAGCUGCAUGGGGUUAGAGAUGCCAGGGGGGCAGGCUCUUCUCGGAAGAGACGCUCAGGCUCCACCCCCCGAGGCAAGCGACCAGUGAAGGUCUCACACAAAGCUUCUUCCACGGCGACUCCACCGCCUCACUCCCCCAGCAGUGUGCCAGUGGUUUACUGUGUGCCAGUUUGUCCCUCGGUGCUGUACUGUCCUAGUCCUGUGCUCAGUGCAGGCCCCACAUACCUGCGUUCCCUCUACCGGCCACUGGGUGUCGCCAAAGCAGAUGCAGGGGACGCUUCCCUGAAAAGACCUCGGCAGCAGGGCACCUCCCUGUCAUCCGACGUAGAUCCCCUCGGCCAGUCCCUGAGCCGUGCCAUUGAGGCUGCCACGAGUAUGCGGGCUGCCUCCCAGCAUAUGAGCCGCUCACUUGCCUCAGGACUUCGUCACCAGGGGGCGCUGGAGCAGUUAUGUCCGCACUGAAGCCACCAAAUGUACAGCAGACCACGGUGACACAUUCAGAGCUGCUUUCAGAAACUCAGGGUAUCUGUUCUGCACUGUACCUUCACUUGAAUUGCGGUCCCCUGGGCUUCCCAUGAAGGAAAACCUGCUCAGUUUCCUUGUGAACUGUGUUUGUUUGUUAGCUUAAGUAUGAGUGGAAAGUAUAUGUUAUUUCAUUUUUGCUAGUUUCAAAAUACAAAAUACUAGGUUCAGUCCUGGUUUAUGCUAGAAUCCAGACACAACCUGCCUGAAUCAGGGAUUCCUCACAGUGACAGUAUAGCUUAAGCCUGUGUUUUUAUAUAGUGUAUUUUGACUGGCAAAACUUGUUUUUUAAGUAGUAUCCAUGUUUUGAAUAGUAAUUUAUAUUAACUGAGCAGAGUGUGGUCAUGAUUCUCAUGUGUCUUACUAAACUGUUGCCACUGUGAUAUGGAUAUAGAAAGAGGCUUUUGGUCCAAUGAACUUUUCACAUGUGGAUGUUUUCUCCAGCACUUACUUUUUCAAAGAGGCUGUAAGGGUCAGCGGGAAGCGAGGGAGGCGCUGAGCUCAUCUGCGUGGCCAUGUUUACUUCCUGUCUGAACGACUGCUUCACCUCUCUGCCUUCUACCAUUGAUCAGUUAGAAUGCAUUUGAAGCAUAAUGAGCUGGUAUCUAUGAGGUUUGCUUUACUCUUCAAACAGGCAGAUGUCUCAAAAGAGGGCAGCUGCAUUGUGAUUUGACAAUGAGCAUAGUCUUAAAGGCACUGUAAUUGUAAAUUCCAUCUACCACAUAAUUACAUAUACAUUGAUUUAUCCUUAUUAUCAAAGGCAGGGAAUGUGCUUGUUUGAAAAUCUAGACAGACUUGUCUCUUCUGAACAUUAAUGCAGUUUUAAUUCAUGCAUUACUCUGACAUUCUGUAGAUGUGAUGUCAUACAGUCUGAUCAUUUACAAUGUUGUAAUGUGUAGUUUUUGUGUGUGGACAGCAUUUCACUUCUGCAUGCCGGAUUACACGGUGGUUUCUGGUCGUUACCCUGGGUGCUGGAGACCAGGCCUGCUAGCCCCGAGUCCUCAAACUGAGCCGCCCACUCUCUGCGCUGUAUGUGCUCUAGUGGCAUUUCGUCUGACUUGGCUUGUUGUACUGUGUACUCUCAAAGCCAGGUGCCAGGUUUACUCGUAGAAUUUGGAACCUGGGUACGUUUUUUUGGUCAUUCCAGUGAAUUAGUGGUUAGUGCCGUUAUGAGUAAGCCGAGACUGAAGGGGGAUGAAAUUUAGCAAUAUCAAUUCAUAGAAGGGAUAUUUUAGAUAAUAAUGCAGUUGUGAGGGACAUUUUCAUGCUUGACACUGUAAAAAAUAGCUGAAUAUAUGUAAUUUGAUUUUAUAGUGUUUGUACUAAAAGUUUUAAUUGAAGUUUCCAAUAGUGCUUUAUAAUACAAGAAAGUCUUUUGUAAUAGUUAAUAGUAAAUUAUAUUUUCUUGAGGUGUUGGGUGAAA
Messenger RNA from Paramormyrops kingsleyae, 6174 nucleotides. It is a transcript of the gene akna, whose product is annotated as AT-hook transcription factor. The record is from RefSeq and is a predicted model, not a curated record. Gene Ontology annotation, cellular component: centrosome. Gene Ontology annotation, biological process: neuroblast delamination; neuroblast division in subventricular zone; epithelial to mesenchymal transition. Lineage: Eukaryota; Metazoa; Chordata; Actinopteri; Osteoglossiformes; Mormyridae.